UGCAUCAUGCGCACUUCCGCAGCUCUUUUGGCGCUCGGCUACUACGCCGCUGGUGCGGUCGCCGACGAGGUCGUUGCCGACAGCACUGCCGCAGAGCCCAGCUCAUCAGCAGCUGGUGUCAGCCUUCCGGCUUUCACACCCACGACUCUCAAAGCACCGUUUCUCGAGCAGUUCACCGAGGGCUGGGAUGCCCGGUGGAAGCCAUCGCACGCCAAAAAGGAGAACACUGACGAGGAGUGGCAAUAUGUUGGAACCUGGAACGUCGAGGAGCCGACUGUCCUCAAGGGAAUCGAGGGCGACAAGGGUCUUGUUCUCAAGGACAAGGCUGCUCACCACGCCAUCUCGGCCAAGUUCGACAAGCCCAUCGACAACAAGGGCAAGACUCUUGUGAUUCAGUACGAGGUCAAGCUGCAGAGCUUCCUUGAGUGCGGUGGUGCCUACAUGAAGCUUCUCCAGAACAAUGCUGCGCUCGGCACCGACGAGUUCUCCAACGCAUCGCCCUACAUUAUCAUGUUUGGCCCUGACAAGUGCGGUCCUAACAACAAGGUUCACUUCAUCUUCCGCCACAAGAGCCUCAUCACUGGCGAGUACGAGGAGAAGCACCUCGAUGCGCCACCACCAUCAAUCAUCGACAAGUUGACCAAUUUGUACACCCUCAUCGUUCGUCCUGACCAGACUUACGAGAUUCUCAUCAACGGAGAGUCAACCAAGAGCGGCUCCCUCCUCGAGAACUUCAGCCCUCCGGUCAACCCUCCGAAGGAGAUUGACGACGAGGCCGACUCGAAGCCAGAGGACUGGGUUGAUGCUGAGAAGAUUGCGGACCCGGAUGCGGUCAAGCCCGAAGACUGGGACGAGGACGCGCCUUACGAGAUCACCGACGAGUCGGCCGAGAAGCCCGCUGACUGGCUGGAGAAUGAGCCUCUCACCAUCCCUGACCCAGAGGCCCAGAAGCCCGAGGACUGGGAUGACGAGGAGGACGGUGACUGGAUCGCGCCCUCUAUUGCCAACCCGAAGUGCGAGGAGGCCUCUGGAUGUGGACCGUGGACGAAGCCAUUAAUCAAAAACCCUGCCUAUAAGGGCAAGUGGAUGCGCCCCUUCAUUGACAACCCUCUCUACAAGGGAAUCUGGGCUCCUCGCAAGGUUGCCAACCCCAAGUACUUCGAGGACAAGGAGCCCGCUAACUUCGAGGCUAUCGGAGCUGUCGGUUUCGAGCUGUGGACCAUGAACGAGGACAUUCUAUUCGACAACAUCUACAUCGGUCACAGCGUCGAGGACGCCAAGGCCCUCCAAAAGGAGACCUUCGACGUCAAAAAGCCCAACGAGAAGGCUGCCGAGGAACAGGCCAAGCCCGAAUCCGAGAAGGCGCCACCAAAGAGCCCGUUCGACUUGGUCUUCCAGGACGACCCGAUUCUCUUCAUCAAGGAGAAGACCGCGCUCUUCAUCGACCUUGUCCAGAAGAACCCCGUCGACGCCAUCAAGUUCGUUCCUGAAGUCGCUGGCGCAAUCGGUGUCGCCAUCCUCACUCUCCUCCUUCUCAUCGUCGGCGCCGUCGGCGGCGGCGCCGCCGCUGCCCCCAGCAAAGAGGAGAUCAAGGCCAAGGCUGAUCAGGCCAAGAAGGUCGCUGAGAAGGCCAAGAACGAUGUCGCCGCUGCUGUGUCGAGCGGUGCUGAGAAGGUUCAGUCCGAGGUCAACAAGCGAACAGGAAAGAGCACUUGAGCGAAUGAAUCAUGUGGUUGAAGGACGGAAGGAUGCAAUACCUGUGGAUGACGAGCAAGCUGGUAAGAAAAGGAAAUGAAGAUCCGAUGUCAUACACAUUUGACGACCAGCGGCUCCAGCGGAGUCGGUUGUGUUCGGCACAUGUACAUUAAGUCU
This is a messenger RNA of Dissoconium aciculare CBS 342.82, 1872 nucleotides long. Its product is annotated as calnexin protein. Gene Ontology annotation, molecular function: calcium ion binding. Gene Ontology annotation, biological process: protein folding. The record is from RefSeq and is a predicted model, not a curated record. Gene Ontology annotation, cellular component: endoplasmic reticulum; endoplasmic reticulum membrane. The transcript has 3 exons. NCBI's taxonomy places the organism in Eukaryota, Fungi, Ascomycota, Dothideomycetes, Mycosphaerellales, Dissoconiaceae. Bases 7 to 1716 code for a protein of 569 amino acids.